AUACAAAGUUUUCCGUUUAAAAUAUUAUUGAACUGGGUCCAAAAAAAUUGACACUCUACACUACACGCUUCUUUAUCUCUGGUGUUUAACCACUUUCUCGACGAUUGAUUAUCGAACAAAGCCUUUGUAACCAGUCGAUCGUUUAUCGAAAUCAAGUUAGAAAAUUUAGACAGGGACGCUUAGUGCGGCGUUUAAACUAGUAUGGCUAAAUAUGAACUUGAAGGUGGCUUGAUUGUGACGGAGCGCGAAUCUACCAAUAUCCGGAUCCAUAACGUUGCUAGGCGCCACGUAGGGAGUCUCCUGUGGUCCCUCAACAGCGAGCUCCAUGGGGCCAAGAAAAGGGAUAAAUGUGCCAUGUUUGUAUACGAUAUCCUUGUGGAAGCAGGAUUGAAAGCACCGACCCAGAAGCCGUGGUUUUUUGGUUACUCGCCGGUGGAUUCAUCAGAAUGGGGAAACAGACAUUCAGAGAUCAUACAAGCGUGCGGGAACUUCCACAAGGUGUCCAUUCCAAUGCGUGGCGACAUCGUGGCGUUCCCUAGCUACCGUGGAAACACCCACUGUGGCAUCGUUUCCACGGGGGGAAACUUCAUAGCGACCACAGACAAGAAAAUUGUGGAAACCAAACUGCCAUCUAAUGUCAAGCGGGUGUUUUGGCGGUACAAGGGUGAUGUACCAAGCACUAGCAGGCUACUAGAAAAAUACAGGUGCUAGUUGUCUGUAACAGCCUAUACCCGGUAGAUGCUUUAGAGGAAGAAAUUAUAAUACUAAUAUUGCUGCAUUGUUUAUUUACCAAAAGAGUCAUGUGGCUUAUAGGUACACUGUGUACAAUACGGGCAAAUGACAGGGGAUUCAGAAUUAUUACAAAAUGUAAAUAUAAUCAGAGAAAUAAGUUUAGAAACUAAUAAAUCUAAGCAACGAAAAAAGAAACCUCAUUAAUGACAGUUAACAGAUAGUGCUUCUUUUUGUUUUGUAGCUUUCACUAAAUACUGACAAAGCUUAUCAAUAGUUUUAUAGCUUUCACUAAAUACUGACAAAGCUUAUCAAUAGUUUUAUAGCUUUCACUAAAUACUGACAAAGCUUGUGAAUAGUUUUAAAGUUAUAUACACUGAAAUGUUCUACGAGUUUGAAAAAGGAAGUUUUUUUUAUAGCAAUAAGGUUUGAUAUAUGUUUCACGUAAAUCAAACAAUGCUGGGCAUAUCAAAACGAAAUGAAUUCGUCUUCUAUUUCCUGCAAAUUACAAAAUGAGCAUUUGCGUUCAAUUCUAGGUAAAUUUGUACCUUCCAUUUUCAACAUUCAAAGAAUGUGCAGAAAUUCGAUAUUUGCAUAGUAAUGACUUUUCCUUGUGUGACAAUCGCUUUACAAGAUAUCUCUGUAAACCAAAUGUGUCAAUUAUUUCUUUAUAUAAGAUACAUUUCGAUGAAAUUUCAAAAGCACUAAAACAACUUUGUAUAAAUGCAUCGGUGAGACGCUGUUCCACAAGAAAAGAAAAAUGAUUAAUAUUACCAACAUUUUGCUGUUCCCAAAAAUUUACAAGACCCACGCAAUAAAGUUCUUCAUAUUCUCAAACUUUGACAUUUAUGUAAUUGCAACGAUCAACAUCUGCGUGCGUUUAGUUUUUUAAUUAGAAUGAAUGAAUAGUAUAAUAUAUGAUAGUGUCAUUGAAAUUUCUUAUUUAUAAAUGUUGAAGAUUUGUGUGAUCUACCUGAAGCAGAAGUAGAUUAACAACUGUGCUGUAGCACUGAGUCUUGCUGCUUUUUGUGGAUAGUUCAGUAUGCAUGAAUACUGUUAAUGUGGUCAUAUAUGUACAUGUACAGU
Messenger RNA from Ostrea edulis (European flat oyster), 1815 nucleotides. RefSeq lists its product as uncharacterized. Bases 202 to 711 code for a protein of 169 amino acids. The transcript is spliced from 3 exons. The record is from RefSeq and is a predicted model, not a curated record. NCBI's taxonomy places the organism in Eukaryota, Metazoa, Mollusca, Bivalvia, Ostreida, Ostreidae.